Molecule: messenger RNA, 744 nt
Organism: Penicillium lagena
Lineage: Eukaryota; Fungi; Ascomycota; Eurotiomycetes; Eurotiales; Aspergillaceae
Product: putative short chain dehydrogenase/reductase
Exons: 2
Coding region: 1-744 (247 amino acids)
Source: RefSeq, a predicted model, not a curated record
AUGUCGAAAUCGAUCACUCUCAUCACCGGCGCCAACUCUGGGAUAGGUUAUGCCACAACCCAAGUUAUUGCUUCUCACGCAGACUAUCAUGUAAUCAUGGGAUGUCGGGAUCUCGACAAGGGAAAGACAGCUCUAUCCGAAAUCCAAGCCAGCGGCAUUCAAGGAACACUUUCUCUCCUCCAACUCGAUGUUACAUCCGAAUCAUCAAUUUCUGCGGCAGUGGAUGAAGUCGCCAGGACCUUUGGGCAUGUUGACGUCUUCAUCAGCAAUGCGGGAACUACAUCUCAAAGUGAAAGCGGACUCGAUAAGCUGAAAACUAUUUUUGAUGUCAACGUCUUCGGCGCCAUGCUUGUAUCCGAAGCAUUCGUGCCCCUUCUACUGAAAUCAGGCCGACCAUAUCUGAUUCAAAUCUCUAGCGGCCUGGGUUCAUUGGGGAUGGCAGCGGACCCGAAGUAUCCUAUCUAUCAAUCUGCUUGGGAUGAGUACCGAAUGAGCAAAGCUGCCCUGAAUAUGAUGACACUUCAGAUGCACAAAAGGCUGUCGGCACAGAAUAUUCGAGUUUUCGCUGUCUGUCCCGGGUUAGUGAGGUCGCGAUUGAGAGGGGAAAGUGAAGCGGCGAUCAGCGCUGGCGGUGCUGCUGGCGAUCCGGUGGUCUCUGGGAAGUUGAUCAUGGACAUUAUCCUAGGGAAGAGGGAUGACAAUGUCGGAGAAUUUGUUAACAAGGACGGGACUUAUCCUUGGUAA